CGGGACUGUUUGUGGCAGCCCCUUCUCCUCGCCUGUCUGCACACAGACAGAUCCACUGUGUAGUUCACAGCUUAUUUAAAUAAAAGACUGCACAAACUCUGCACCAUAGGGACAGACAAUGAACUGGAAACCCUUCUGCUGGCACGAGUGGACACUCAACUCCUUUGUUACACAGGCUACAGCUGGGAGGAAAAAAUGUUUGGCUUUCACAAACCGAAGAUGUACCGGAGUAUAGAGGGCUGCUGUAUUUGCAGAGCUAAGUCUUCCAGUUCUCGUUUCACUGACAGCAAACGUUAUGAAAAGGAUUUCCAGAAUUGUUUUGGGCUCCACGAGGCUCGCUCAGGAGAUAUUUGCAAUGCCUGUGUCCUUUUGGUGAAAAGAUGGAAAAAAUUACCAGCAGGAUCCAAAAAAAACUGGAAUCACGUGGUAGAUGCCAGGGCUGGACCCAGCCUUAAAACAACACUGAAACCAAAGAAAAUGAAAACUCUGUCUGGAAGCAGAAUAAAGAGCAAUCAAAUCAGCAAACUGCAGAAGGAAUUCAAGCGGCACAAUUCUGAUGCCCACAGCACCACUUCGAGUGCCUCUCCAGCUCAGUCCCCCUGUUACAGUAAUCAGUCAGACGAUGGCUCUGACACCGAGAUGAGUGCUGGGGCCAGCAGGACACCCGUGUUCUCCUUCCUAGAUCUCACAUACUGGAAAAGGCAAAAGGUCUGCUGUGGAAUUAUUUACAAAGGGCGUUUUGGAGAAGUCCUCAUAGACACUCAUCUCUUCAAACCUUGCUGUAGCAAUAAAAAGUCUGCCACUGAAAAGCCAGAACAAGAAGGAUCACAAUCUCCAGCAAUCUCCACCCAGGAGGAGUGGUGACUUCCUUGGAUUAUAAGGUUAUACAGAUCCUCUUAUUCUCUGGAAAAAUACUAGAAAAGUGACUGCUCACUUUGGACACCUGCUAUGCUGCCAAAAGACUAUUCCCUAGAACUGUUUUGGGUUUUACUGCUACAAUUCCACAAACUCUGAAGCCAGUUUGUAUCCUUUCAGAAAGACUGUACAUAAUAUUUAAGAUGCUAUGGAACACUUGGCAAAGCUGAAUGCUGCUGCAAGGUUGUCUAAUUUUCCCCCCAAGUGAAUAUGAGGAUGGGGGUUUGUAUAUUAAAGUAUAUGUAGUUCAUGUUUCUGUAUUGAAAGAAGCAGUGGUUGUAAGGCUUUUUUUUUUUCCCUUUCUUUAAAAAUUGGUUGGCAAACUUCCUAAAUCACYGAGAAAAUAUUUCAUUCUUAGACAUGUAUGAGUCAAUAAGAUGAACUAAUACAUAGAAAUGUUUUUAGUCACCUCUCUAGUUAUAUAAAUAUAUAUUUUUUAAAGGUGUGGAGAUUUCUCCCUAUACUACUGACAUAACGAAAACAAAUAUUUCAUCCCCCCCCACGUGACACAAACUGGUAAUCUGCAGACAUCUCUACUAUGAGUGGUGGCUAUCUYCACCAUAAAAGUGCUCUUCAGAAGGGGUAGGAGAACUUCUCCACCUUAGGUAAGGAGUAAGAUUUAUUGAAGAACUGAACRUAGCAAAAUGGGAGGUUCCUUUGUUUUAAGCAGCAGCAGGCWCCCUGGGCUUGGUGUGGUAAUCCCUGGAGUUAGAGAUGGACCAAGAAACAUCUUGAUGCCCAAGUCAGGUGUAGGUGACAGCCAAAACYGAGUAACUGCUCUCUGCUGGCCCAGUGCAGCUGAAAUGUGACCACAAAGAAGACUCCUCCUGCUUUUGGACCUGACAAAGAACCAAACCCCUUGCUAAGCAAAUCAGGCACUGGUCCAGGGACAUAAUCUGGUUGCAGCCUGGGGUSUGGAUUCACAGUUGCUGUUUUGAAACCCUUCCCCUGCAGUGCUUCUCUGUGUAUGGGUUUUGUUGKUUUUUUUUCCUCAUUUUGUUUAUUUAAGCAACUGCCAGAUCAACGCUUUUGUGAAUACAGAAUCUGAAAAGUUCUGCUAAAAAUGGUGCUGUGCUGAAUCAAGGCAGCUCUGUUUGCAUACGCGAUCAAAAGAUAAUUCUUUCUACACAGAUUCCCAGACAAGCUCAUGUGCAAAUCGUUGUGACACUCCUUCAAACUCUGCUUUGCCUGUAGUGGGGAAAGCAGCUUCCUGGAAGAUUGUGCUGCAGUUUUAGCUCCCAGUUGCUUCAUGUUCUUUUUAUGAAGGUUUAAUUUGUGUGAGUUGGGAAUUUUUUUUUUUGUUUGUUUCCUGGUUUGUUUUA
This is a messenger RNA of Malurus melanocephalus (red-backed fairy wren), 2237 nucleotides long. It is a transcript of the gene SINHCAF, whose product is annotated as SIN3-HDAC complex associated factor. The coding region runs from base 196 to 864 and encodes 222 amino acids. The record is from RefSeq and is a predicted model, not a curated record. The transcript has 6 exons. Gene Ontology annotation, biological process: negative regulation of cell migration. Lineage: Eukaryota; Metazoa; Chordata; Aves; Passeriformes; Maluridae.